Messenger RNA from Salvelinus sp. IW2-2015, 2310 nucleotides. RefSeq names its product protein FAM222A-like. The record is from RefSeq and is a predicted model, not a curated record. Lineage: Eukaryota; Metazoa; Chordata; Actinopteri; Salmoniformes; Salmonidae.
CGCUCUGAAGCAGACUACUCAUCGCCAACUAACCUGCAUGGAGUUCUAAUCUGCACAACGAAACAAUUUAUGGUUGGCCUUGGCAGUCCCCCAGUUGUAGUUGUCCGCCCGCCCCCCUGCCAUGCUGGCCUGCCUGCAGAGGAGGCAGAACCCUCCAAUCCCAUCCUCCCAGUACCCCUUGUGCGUCAGCAAGGCCCUGGAGCCACCUCAAGCUCUCAGCCGAAAAUGUGAGCUGGUGGUUCCCAUGCAUUCUCCCCGCUACCCCAGCGUGGCUGAGCUGGAUGCCUUCGCCCAGAAGACGCAGAGCAGCCCACUCUCCAUCAAGAUCUUCCCCACCAACAUCAGGGUCCCCCAGCACAAGCACCUUAACCGGACUGUGAAUGGCUUUGACACCACAGGUAGCCAGCGCUACAGCCCCUACCCACACCUCCACACCGGCGGCUACACAGGACUCCUGGCCAUUGUCAAUGCCUCCUCCCCCUCCCCCUUCGGCCCCACUAAGGGCAUCAUCAAGAACUCGGAAGGCAGACGGACUAAGCUCUCCCCAGCCCAAAUAGCUGUGGCCCCGUACCCGCCCCCUAGCAGUAGCACUUUAGCCAAUGGCCACGGCCAGAUGGUGUACCACACGGGGUCCUCGAAGCCCCCUGAAGCACCUGCCCUCUCCCGCUCGGUGCCCCCUAACGUCACUGUGGCCGGCUCUAUGAUCCCCGUGACAGGGGGGCGAGGCCUGGCCCAGCCCCUCUCCCAGUCCAAUCUUCCCUCCAUCCAGAGCAUCAUCUAUCAGAUAAACCAGCACUGCCAGGCCCAGGCUCUGCAGCAAGUGUGCCAGGGGGCCACCUCCUCCACCGCACCUUCCACCAACCCCAGCCCCUCCAAGCAGGGUGCGGGGGGUGUCAUGGGCAUCUCCUCUGGCUCCUCAGGGGGCGGCUAUGUGGGCAGCAUUGCGCCCCAGCCUAACCUGGUGUACACAGGAGCGGGGCUGCCGCUGGCGGCCCACAGUGGCGAGGCCAUGAAGGCCGGGGUGUACUCGGACAGUAUGGACUACAUCCUGUGGCAGAAACAGCAGCAGCAACAACAACAGGCUGUGCUUCGCAUGUACAGUGGGGGCAGUGGGGGAGGAGGGGCCAUCAGUAAGUCCCCUGAAAGCUGUGGUGCCCCGGGGGGAGGGGGGAUUAUGGCCAAGGCCCAGGUGUUGUCGUCGUCGUCCUCCUCCUCCUCCUCCAGACCCUACCACCUGACGGGAGGCGUUGGCAGCGGGGGGUGCCUGGACAAGGUCAGCUCCUCCCCUCUGAACUGCAUGGGGAUGCAUGGCAACUUCUCUGUGGGCCAGUACUUUGCCCCGCCCUGGAACAGCGUGCUGGUCACCCCUGACAGUGACUGUUACAACCCCCACCAGGAGCUCCUGAGGACCACCACAGGAGGACCAGCUACGGGGGGCCACAGGGAGAUGGGCUACCACCACCACCCCCACCACCAUCACCACUACCCCGCCAUGGACAGCGGGAGUGGGGGAGGCCUCUGCUGCAGCCUGCCCAGUAAGAGCCAGCUGUGCAACACAUCGGUGCUGAGCAGCAGCCUGCAGUCUCUGGAGUACCUGGUCAACGACAUCCACCCACCCUGCAUUAAAGAGCAGAUGCUGGGCAAAGGCUACGAGACUGUGUCGGUGCCAAGGCUGUUGGACCACCAGCAUGCCCACAUCCGCCUCCCGAUUUACAGAUAGAGUGGGGGAUAAGAGCGCAAGUGCCAGAGCUCAAGAAUUAAUGAAUGAUGCAAAAUCUGGAUUAAAGGUGAGGGACAGAGAAGAUCUUGACUUCCUGGGGAUGUACAAGUCUGUUGAGACUGGCACUGCUUGAAGCAGCUCGGGGGCUCCAGGGAGGGAAGCGAUGGCGUUAGACUGGAUCCUGUGUUGGAUGACAGGCUGGGGGGGUUCUCCCUCUUAGCCCAGAGUGGUUAUUUAUCAGUGGGGGAGAAAAUGGAUUUCAGUGGUUUUGGUUUUUAGAAGAUUCUCCAGAUGUUCCGUGGUUUAGUUUGCCAACUGGAAUUUGGGGCUGUUUUUUUUUUCUUGUUUUGUUGUUGAGUUGACUAAACUUUUUCCUGAGAAUCAUAGCUUGAUAUGAAGUGCAUACAGCCACCUCUGUUCCCCCAUCCAAAUAGAAAGCCAGUGGGGUGCUGUAGUCACAUAGAAGGACCCAAAGGGCCAAGGUGUAGGGCUGCUUUCUAAACUCCAAAAGAAUAGGCACACACAUACAAACACACACACACACAUACAUUUGCAUGCACACACGCACACAAACACACACAGAAACACGC